AUGAGGAAGCACGGGUGGCAGCUGCCGUACCACCCGCUGCAGGUGGUGGCCAUAGCCGUCUUCGCCGCGCUGGGCUUCGCCUUCUACGUCUUCUUCCUGCCCUUCGUCGGCGGCAAGACGGCGCAGUACGUCGCACUGGGUCUCUACACCCCGCUGAUUACCAGUGUCGUCGCGCUCUACAUUUGGUGCGCCGCCACGAACCCCGGCGACCCUGGCAUCUGCAAGUCCACGGACCACUCCAAGGUAGAGGCUGCUGACAACAGCGAGAAGCUCAGCAGCAUGCUCGGGGGGAAGGACUCGCCUUCUUGGCCCAGAUGUUCGCAAGUGCUCUGCUUUCUCUGCCUGCCCUUCUCCUGCCUCUGCAAAGGAUGCCUCCAUUCCGAGGACCAGCGCUCUGAAGAUAACGCGAGCGAAGAGGGCAUGUUCUUCUGCAGCCUAUGUGAAGCAGAGGUUCUGAAGAACAGUAAACAUUGUAGAGUGUGUGACAAGUGUGUCGAUGGCUUUGAUCACCAUUGCAGAUGGCUCAACAAUUGCAUAGGGAAAAGGAACUACAAAGGGUUCUUCAUUCUAAUGUCUUCUGCUGUUCUCCUGCUUGUUGUGCAGUGGUUGUCAGGAAUCCUUGUGAUGAUUCUUUGCAUUGUGAAGCGAGGGGAGUUCUCCAGGCAGAUUGACUCAAAGUUAGGAAGCAGCUUCUCGACUGUAGCAUUUGUAAUUGUUGUGGCUACCUGCACCAUACUAGCAAUGAUUGCGACUGUGCCACUUGCUCAACUUCUAUGCUUCCAUAUUCUUCUAAUCAAGAAGGGAAUUAGUACGUAUGAUUACAUCAUAGCUUUGAGAGAGCAAGAGGAGGAUCAGCAAGAAGAGAUUGCCGGUCACCAAAGCCCACAGAUGUCUAUUAUUAGCUCUGUUACUGGAUUUAGCACGGCAAGUUCUUUUGGUCCACUUCAUCGUGGUUCAUGGUGCACUCCGCCACGGUUAUUCCUUGAAGAUCAGUUUGAUGUCAUCCCUCCGGAGAUUGGCAUGUCCCAAAACCCAGGAAGUAAGAAGAUGAAGGUAGCAGAUGGAGCAAGAAGACGAAACGGAGCAGUAAAAAUCAGCCCCUGGACAUUGGCACGUCUUAAUGCCGAGGAAGUGUCAAAGGCAGCUGCACAGGCAAAGAAGAAAUCCAAAAUUCUGAAGCCAAUCGCGAGGCAAGACCCUCCGAUCAUCCACGAGAACAGGAGGGGGCGAUUCCCUGCUGAACUCUCUCUUGACCCCCUCGCAAGGCUAUCUGCAAGUGGCACCGAGAGUAACUACAGCGAUGCCGGGAUGGAAAAUUCUGCCAUUCUAGCCCCACUACAGCUCGAAGCGAGGAGUGCUUUUCAACCAAGCACGGCAGCAUCCUCAAGAAUUGCUGCGUCAUCACCUGGAAGCAGCUUUGAUUCGCCUGAUCUCCAUCCCUUCCGUAUUUCUUCAUCCACUGCUGAUGAAAUGCAGGGAGUAAUGCCACAUCCAGCUCACAUAGAGUUCACAAGAUCGACGAGUGACGGAUAUGAAGCGUCAGGAGGUGAAGACAGUGACCGCAUCCCGUCGAGAAUUGUGCACAGAUCAGCCAACUGGGCUAACUCCAUUCUACAUUCUGGUCAGGCGGCCGCAGCGCCUGAUCAGCACAUGCCGUCGUAUGAAGGGUUUCUUAACAACACCAGGUCAAGUUAGUUAGAUAUGCAUUGCAACACCAGGUCAAGUUAGUUAGAUAUGUGUUGCGUCUGUCUGACCAGCUGGAAUGGUAUGUGGAAGCUGCGUGGUAUCGGCUCCUGCGGAAUGACAGAUAAUGCUCAAUGCUGGCGAAAUAUUUGGCUAGUUUUAUGCUCUAAGAUUAGAUUUUGUUAGUGAUGUAAGCAGUUUAUCAGGUGUUAAUUCAUGUAAAACUGCAUUCUCUCUUGUUUUGGCAAACGUGAAAGCAAGAUGGGCAGAUUGAAAUUGUUAGGCUUGAUUCAGUAUUA
Molecule: messenger RNA, 1982 nt
Organism: Lolium rigidum
Lineage: Eukaryota; Viridiplantae; Streptophyta; Magnoliopsida; Poales; Poaceae
Product: probable protein S-acyltransferase 22
Exons: 8
Coding region: 1-1695 (564 amino acids)
Biological process (GO): protein targeting to membrane; peptidyl-L-cysteine S-palmitoylation
Cellular component (GO): endoplasmic reticulum; Golgi apparatus
Molecular function (GO): protein-cysteine S-palmitoyltransferase activity
Source: RefSeq, a predicted model, not a curated record